Messenger RNA from Vigna radiata var. radiata (mung bean), 3688 nucleotides. Its product is annotated as disease resistance protein RPP5-like. Gene Ontology annotation, biological process: defense response; signal transduction. NCBI's taxonomy places the organism in Eukaryota, Viridiplantae, Streptophyta, Magnoliopsida, Fabales, Fabaceae. The record is from RefSeq and is a predicted model, not a curated record. Gene Ontology annotation, molecular function: ADP binding; protein binding.
GACAAUAUUUAUGUAAGAAGCUUCAACGAAAAAAUCACAGAAAGAGAGUGCAAAAAUGAAACGCGUUAACUUUAGAAUUCCACCACAGAGACAAUAGUACGAAGAUACUGUGUUUGUCUUACUUCAUUUUACCUCUCUUACCUUUCUCCAUAAAGUCAGGCCACUCCCUUACUUGCCCUAAUAACAAUUAUCUCUCACUUUCAUUCUUCAUAGAACAAACUUUCGGACUUUGUGGGAUUCGGCUUCUUCCAAUGCUCUCAGGGGCAAGGUCGCAGUGGCAUUCCUCCCACGCCAUCAUCCAUCAAACUUCUUCUUCAUCUCAUGCAUACGACGUAUUUGUCAGCUUCCGUGGUGAAGACACGCGCAACAACUUCACUAGUUUUCUCUUUGGAGCUCUUUGUCGACAAGGCAUUCUUGCCUUCAAAGAUGACCAAUGUAUUAGAAAAGGUGAUUUCAUAGCACCCGAGCUCCUACAAGCCAUUCAGGGCUCUCAAGUUUUCGUUGUUGUUUUAUCAAAGAACUAUGCUUCCUCCACUUGGUGCUUACGUGAACUGGUUGAGAUAUUUAAUUGCUGUGAAACUUCAGCAAGACCUGUUAUACCUAUAUUUUAUGAUGUUGAGCCUACGACGGUGCGCUAUCAGAAAGGAUGUUAUGAGAAAGCAUUUGCAGAACACGAAAAUAGAUUCAGAGAAGAUAAGGUGAAGAUGGAGGAAGUUCAAACAUGGAAAGAAGCUCUCAGAAAAGUGGCCGAUAUCUCUGGUUCGGAAAUCGGAAAUAAGCCACAAAAUGAACAGAUUGAAAAAAUUGUUCAAGAGAUAAUAAAUAAUUUGAGACCAAAAAUUUUAAAUCUUCCUAGGGAUGAACUAGUUGGGAUAGAGGAUCGACUUCAAGACUUAGGAAAUAUUUUGCAUUUCGAUCUCCUUAAUGAUGUUCGAGUUGUCGGAAUAAGUGGGAUGGGUGGCAUAGGAAAGACAACUCUUGCUCGGGCUUUAUAUGAAAGAAUUUGUCAUCAAUAUAAUUAUCGUUGUUUUAUUGAUGAUGUAAGCAAAAUAUUUCUAGAUUCUCGUUCGUUGGGCUUAUAAAAGCAAUUAAUUUCUCAGACUCUAAAUGAGAAAAAUGUAGAGAUUUGCAAUGUUAUCGAGGGAACAUGUUUGGUGCAGUCCAAACUGAACAAUGCUAAGGCACUUAUAGUUUUUGACAACGUUGAUGAAGUUCAACAACUGAGGAUAUUUAGCGGAAAUAGAGACAAUUUGUUGCGAGAAUGCUUAGGUAAAGGGAGCAGAAUCAUCAUAGUUUCUAGGGAUGAACAAAUAUUGAAGAUACAUGGAGUGGAUGAUAUUUAUCAAGUUCGACCGUUGAAUAGGAAAGAUGCUAUCCAACUAUUUUGUAGAAAUGCUUUCAAAGNUAAUUANAUUUUGAGCGAUUAUGAAAAGUUGGCACGUGAGAUACUAUCACAUGUUGAAGGACAUCCCUUGGCAAUUGAAACAAUUGGGUCAUCUUUGCUUGGCCGAAGUUUGUCACAUUGGAAAAGUGUAUUGGAAGGGCUAAAAGAAAAUAAAAGUAAAAAUAUUAUGGGUAUUUUGCGCAUAAGUUAUAUUCAACUGGAAGAAAAAUACAAACAAACAUUUUUGGAUAUUGCUUGCUUCUUCAAUUCUUAUUAUGAAAAAGAUGUGAAGGAAAUUCUAAAUUUUCGUGGAUUUCAUCCUGAAGAUAGCAUACAGGUUCUCAUUGAUAAAUCACUCAUUACCAAAGAUUUCAAAGGGUACAUACGUAUGCAUAGCUUGCUAGUGGAUUUGGGGAAGUGUAUUGUUCGGGAAGUAUCACCUAAAGUGCCUAGAAAGUGGAGUAGGCUGUGGACAUACAAAGAUUUCCAUGAUGCUAUGUCAGAGAACAAGACAACUCGAAACCUUGAGGCAAUAGUUCUUAGAUAUCACCUGGAUGAGGAUGAGGAUGAUGUUGAAAUCCCAGAUAAAACAAUCAAGGCGGAUGGUCUAUCAAAAAUUAAACACCUGAAGUUGCUUUAUGUUGAGAACGUGAAGGCGAACGUUAACUUUUCGGGAAGUCUGAAUCAUCUUUUGAAUGAACUAGGAUAUCUUACUUGGUAUAAUUAUCCGUUUGAAUGUUUGCCUCAAAGUUUUCAACCACACAAACUAGUUGAGUUAAAGCUGCGUUGGAGUAGUAUUCAACGAUUAUGGGAAGGCACAAAGUCGUUACCCAAUUUGAAGCGUUUGGAUCUCUUGCAUUGCCAAAGUUUAGUUGAGAUGCCAGAUGUAACAGAGGCCCCAAAUCUUCAAUCGAUACAUCUUGAAGGAUGUGGACAGCUCCAAAAACUGAAUCCAUCGAUUGAGAGUCUGAGAAAGCUUGUUCUUUUGAAUUUGAGAUACUGCAAAAAACUAGUAAUCUUAUCUAAUACUAUAUUGGGCCUGAAAUCUCUUGAAUAUCUGGAUGUCAGCUAUUGUUCAAUAAUAGGUAGUAAUUGGUUGAACACAGAGAACUUGAUCAGAUGUUUGUCGCCCUCCUCUCCUCUCUCUUGUUUGUGUGAACUCAAUCUAAGGUUCUGUAACUUAGUUCAAAUUCCUGAUUACAUUGGAAAGUUAGGUUGCUUAGAGAGCCUAAAUUUAGAGGAAAACAAUUUUGUUAGAUUGCCUAACCUGAAGGACCUUUUGAGACUGUAUUAUUUAAACUUACAGGAUUGCAAGCGAUUGAAAUACUUGCCUGAUCUCCCUUCACGAACUGUCACGAGAUCUUCAUCAAUGUUUUUGAAAGUUGCAGGAUUUAUCAUUUUCGGCUGCCCAGAAUUAGUUGAGAUUAAACAGUGCAUUACAAAGAGUUUUUCAUGGGCAAUACAAAUUUUUGAGGCGACCUACCAAUACCAAUGGAUAGCUCGUGUAACUAUUAUGCCUGGAAGUCAAAUACCGAGCUUGUUCAACAAUGAGUUUGUGAACGUGGACCAAGAAUACCUGGACGAAAAAAACCUAAUCGUUGAUCCACCUCCCGUUCCGCAUGACAAUAAUUUCAUUGGUGUUUUGUGUUGCGUAAUAUUUCGUCUACACAAUAGACAUAUUCCAAUGGAUUUUAGAAGAGAUCACAUGUGCUUACAUUAUGGAAAGGUUUCUAUAGACGAACUAAAAAAUGAACAAAUUCCAAUGGAUUUUAGAAGAGAUCACAUGUGCUUACAUUAUGAAAAGGUUUCUAUGGACGAACGUGGUAUUCAUCCUUAUCAUUUCCGUUUGAGGAUGAUUGACUUAUUGUUGAGUUAUAAGACUUCUAGGAAUUUUGUUACGGUGAAGAAAUUUCAGUAUCGCUGGGUAAAUGAAGAAGACCUAAUUAACUUCAAAAUGACGCAUUGUGCAAAUUUGACAGGUCGGAAGGGCAAGAUUUCCGUAAUUGAGGAAAACGGUUAGUUACCGUAUUUAAGCAGAGAGAGACACAGUAGAAACAGAAGCAGCACUGCAUUCAAAUUCCCAUAGUUUGAAGAAAUAGGAGCUCUCUCUUCAGCGUUCAAUUUGGUUUCUAAUGACUAUACAAUUUGGUUCUACAAUAACACUAAAAGGGGUCUAUGAGGAGGUUGCAUUUUGCACAAAAAAUGGUCAUCAUAAGUUGUGUUGGAAUGGAAGCAGUUUUCAAACAACAGUUGGAUGCAACAUUUUCUUAUGAUGGAUUCUAUUAUGAUUGUUAGAUUAUUCUA